AUGAAGCAUGAGCCACGAGACGAGGGAGACUCUUUGACUCCCAAGAAAGACCUUGAUCAAGCAAGCAAGGCUUUCGAGGGACGUACGGAGCGGAGCGCAAACGGCACGACAGGUAGAGGUCCGCAGUUGCUUGAUCGUGAGAAACAAGACAAUCAGAGUCGGUUUGCAUGGAGUCAUGACCGGUCACACACGGAGACAAGGCAGGCAGAUGUCGCAGGAGACGAGAUCGAGAUCACGAGGGCAUCCAAGUUAGACGACCAGACAGCCAAAAGCUUGUCGUUGCGCAAGAGAGAGGCUGAGCUGAAGAAGGCUGAGGACACAGGAGACGAGAUCAAGAUCGCAGACGCCCUCCUGAGAGUCAGGGAGGCAGAGCUGAAGGAGGCUGAGGACACAGGAGACGAGAUCGAGGUCGCGAGGGCACGCAAGUCAGUCGACCAGGCAAGGCUAAGCUACUUUGUGCACACGAGAGAGGCUGAGCUGGAGGAGGCUGAGGACACAGGAGACAAGAUCGAGAUCCUCAAGGCACGAAUCAGGGUCAGGGAGGCAGAGCUGAAGAAGGCUGAGGACACAGGAGACGAGAUCGAGAUCGCAGACGCCCUUCUUGCCCUCAGGAUGGCAGAGCUGGAGGAGGUUUGGCUGAGAGGAGACCAGAUAAAGCCCGCACUGACCGUUACGUCGGUAACGGACAUGGCAGCAUCAUCAAGAGGCUACGCUCGCUGGCGAGGUGUACAAUGCUAG
Molecule: messenger RNA, 738 nt
Organism: Guillardia theta CCMP2712
Lineage: Eukaryota; Cryptophyceae; Pyrenomonadales; Geminigeraceae
Exons: 1
Coding region: 1-738 (245 amino acids)
Source: RefSeq, a predicted model, not a curated record